This is a messenger RNA of Mollisia scopiformis, 2043 nucleotides long. RefSeq lists its product as uncharacterized. NCBI's taxonomy places the organism in Eukaryota, Fungi, Ascomycota, Leotiomycetes, Helotiales, Mollisiaceae. The record is from RefSeq and is a predicted model, not a curated record. The coding region runs from base 1 to 2043 and encodes 680 amino acids. The transcript is spliced from 5 exons.
AUGUCUACACCCUACGUAGAAUCGAUCAGUCGAACAAGCUACGAAACCCUUAUUUUAUCGCAAUCGGAUACGAACAAAAAACUUGGGAGACUCUGCACCGAGCAACAAACUCUAGUUAGAGCCUUGGAGAAGAAGCUCGCAAUCCAUGGCAUUACGAAUGUUUCUGGUCGGCCUGAUUCGCCAGACCAUGUAAAGGACAGCUCAGAGCCGGAACUGAGCACUCGUCACACAACAGAAGAAGCAGAGGAGCGGUACGGAGAAUUCCACGCCGAGUUCACAAAAACCCUGACGGCCUUUGCUCAUCGCGCAGAAACGGUUUUGGUACAUGCAGAUACGUACAAAGAAAACAAACAAUGGAAUGGAGAGCUAGUUAAGGUUCAGCACCAUGAUUGGGUACCUCCAGUACCAAUUCCAGAUUCUGAAAACGGGGUUGUGGAGCAGUUCUUUGAGUACAAUGCUAUUAUGCUCAAAAGGACGCCGCAUUUUCCCGUUGGGAGCGGUAACUCUCAUCCAAUUUUUGCACAAAGUCGACUCAAAGCCACUUCGGAGAGCGUUAUCGGAAGUCUACUAUUCUCACCCCAAAACAACAUGUGUCAAACUUCAUAUUUCACCUUCUGGGCGCUGUGCGGGCACAGUACUCUGGAAGACAAUAGAUGCGACUAUAGAGACUGCACCCUUCCAAGCCCUACACGAUCCAUCGAACAACAUCAGCUCUGUCGAUCAUGCGCCACAAACCCAGCAUCAUCUUAUCAACAACCACCGAACCACCAACAAAAUUGGGCCAGAACAGCUAGAGAGCUUGCAGUAUACAGACAGGCCGAGAUCUUUGCCGAGCAACAAUUAAUCGAAGCACUCGAUCAAGAGAGGAGAGAGGAAGAGCUUGCACUUGCACGCGUCUCCACUUAUCUAAUGACACUUGACCAAGCUCAGAGAAUUAGAUUUCUCUACAAAUCUUUGACAGAUGGCUCAAGAGACGAGAUCGAUGUAAGCGAGAUCCACAGCGAGAGACUCAGAGUACUCAGACGAGCAAUGUUCAAUGUUCCCAGUAGAUUUAUGAACGAUUGGAAAGUCCAAGACCUCACAGCGCAUACUGAUGCACUCAUCAAUGACACAAAUGCUCGCGCACAAAAAAAUCUUCUCGAAUUCGAAGAAUUCCACUUGAUCCAGUCUACGCUGACACUGGGAGAAUUAGGAGCCAUGAGUGGCCAGAUGAUGAAUGAUCGGACACUGCUUAGCCGAGACUACGCAACGUAUCUCGACUUGACUCUCCUCAUACACGAGCGAAAAGAGCAGGACAGACUUCAGGAGGAGAUAAACGCACUCCAAGCUGAAAUCAAUGCAGAAGAACGUCAUCGGUUGCAAGCCAUCUCUCGACUUUUGGAGCUGGUCUCCAUCAGCACCCUACCCAACGGCGAGUUCGAUCAGCGUUGCACAAUAUGUAUGGAAACAUACGGUGUACUCACGGAUGAUGGAGUGGUCGAGCAACCAACGCGACUUCCAUGCGGCCAUGUAUGCGGCACAACCUGCCUCACUAAAUGGUUCAUGGAAAACGACACUUGCGGGUUCUGUCGUCGUAACUACUGGGCUGAGCUCGGUAGCGCACCUCCCCCACAAAUGGCGCAGUCUGAAGAUGAACUUCCUGACUACGUCGAUGAGGAUGAAGAGAUGGCAGACUUCGCAGAUGGCUCUGAAGAGGGUGAGAUAGUGGAGCGACACAACGGAGAGAUAGUGCUCAGCCCAGCACCAUUCGAAUCGUUCUUCUCGGAUACCGGACAGGCAAAUUACCAAGAGCCUGUCAACUCCGACGACGAUAAUCCAUUUAUGGCCUGGGGCAUGUCUUCCGAGGAAGAUCUCAGCACGGACGACUCCCCAUUCGACGUGAUGGAGGUAGAUGAAAUGAUGAGACUGCUCGACUAUGACGAAGAUCAAGGCGAGCCUAAGCCAAUAAUACUCACUCCGUCACGAGCGCAGGAAGACUGCUUCGGUAAUCUGCUGGACGAAAUUGGUUUUCAUAGAGUCCCUCCCCCGUGGGCACGAUUCUGA